Mesocricetus auratus (golden hamster) is the source of this 5778-nucleotide messenger RNA. It is a transcript of the gene Ajm1, whose product is annotated as apical junction component 1 homolog. Gene Ontology annotation, cellular component: plasma membrane; apical junction complex. The coding region runs from base 1224 to 4154 and encodes 976 amino acids. Gene Ontology annotation, biological process: cell-cell junction organization. The transcript is spliced from 3 exons. The record is from RefSeq and is a predicted model, not a curated record. Lineage: Eukaryota; Metazoa; Chordata; Mammalia; Rodentia; Cricetidae.
CUAUGAGGGCUGUACACACAAGACAAUUGGUAGCAGAGCAGGUACAAUGGGACAAGCAUUACCUGGCCCUUUAACCCCCAUUUUUGGACCCCUGAUGUGGAGAAAGGGCCUACAAUAAGUUAGCCCAGGGCUACCCUAUGAGCUGAAGCACCAGGAUCCUGGCAGGUCUGAUAUCUGUGGCCCAUCAUCUACCAAACCAGAAUGCUGGAAGGUCUGGUGCCUCCUGUAAGGGGCAGGCAGGGCUGGAAUGAGGAGUGGACCACAUGAAGACCUUCCCCCAAAGGAAGCAGGCGGUGGCAGCCCAGGCUAUCCUGGACACUGGAGGUUGCAGCUGUACUCCAGGCUGAGCAAGCCAUCUGGCUCCUAGGUCCCUGCUGAGAUUUUGGCCUCUUCAGAGCCAAAGAGGACAGUUCCUGGGGAGAGGCCAAUGGGGCAGGGAACUGCUCAUCUGCUCCCACCUGGGUCCAACCACAGACAUGCAUUCUGGAAACUCCCCAAACCCAGAGUUUCUGCCGCCAAGCCAAGAUUUUGGGUUUCUGGCAGGGCCCUGCCUGGAGUCCUGCAGGAAGGCUGUUCUUGGUGCAGGGAACCUCUUCAGAGCUUGGGGAUGCUAUUAGUGACCUGUCACUCUACACAGUCCAAAUGAGAACUAGGGCGACCAGUCGUAUCUAGACCCCCACUAUACACCUCCCUUCAAGCGCGGCCCCUUUAAGUGCCACCCUACUAAUCACCACUGGGGGCAGCACUGAGCGGCCAGGCCAGGACCAGAGCUGCUGCCUCCAAGCUUCUGCCGGUACCGGCUAUAUAGCGGGGCCAGGUACACACCGGAACCGACUUGAAUUAUGCAGCCUACCUAGGUUCAGCUCGUGGAGAAAUAAUCAGGCACCAGAGGGCAGUAGCUCUGCAACACAUUCUCCCGUUGAUGUACCCAAGUCUGGCCAGCGGACCCUAGUAUAGGGAAGAGACUCGGGAGUUCCCGCUGCAGGGACAAAGGUACUUCUUCUAACAUAGGUAUGGAGCCAGCACCAGAAGCCCUGACCAAGACCUGCAGCCUGGGCUGCUCCAUCCCCUAUGCCCCAGGUAAGCCGGACCAGCACGUGGGGUGGGGUGGGGAUAAAGGGCUUUGGGUGCAGAGGAGGCUGCCCUGACCUGUAUCUCCUCCCAGGGCAAAAUCCCCCAAAGGCCGAGUGACUGGAGCUGCCAGCCUGGGGACGUCUUUUAAGAUGACCCGCACGGACCCUCCGGACUUGCUGGUGUCGACCGUGUACCAGGACAUCAAGGUAGUAGCCCCAGGGCUCACGUCCAAACAGCAGCCAUGUGAGAGAUCCGUGACCCGGCCAGCUGCGCCCGCGCCUUUCAACAAGCGCCACUGCCGUAGUUUCGACUUCUUAGAGGCACUGGACGAGCCCACCAUGGAGACACACCAGCAGCCACCACCUCCCGAGCCUGCGCCACCGCGUGCCCGGCCCCGAGACAGCGAGCCUCGGCGCCGCACCCGUUCCAAGAGCGCACCCCGUGCGCCCCAAGGCCUGACACCUGCUCCGGCUUCACCGCCGGUACUGCAACGCAGAGGCCGGGAGGCCCAGCGUUCGGUGCGGUUGGAAGGGUCGCCGCACCGGGAACCCUCGUAUCCUGCGCUGCGGGCUCUUGCCAAUGAGCUGCACCCCAUCAAGCUCCAGCCACAGCGAGGCGGCCCUGGACGCAUCGCACCUUUAUGCUCCACCCCAGGCCGCUGUGCGCCCCCCGAACCACCCACGGGACCCACAGGACCCGUCCCCCACGUCCGUUGCCGUUUGGACAUCAAGCCUGAUGAGGCAGUGCUGCAGCACGCCGCCCGAAGCUCGAGACCUUGCGCGCCCAGCGAGGCGCCCUGGGCUCGCACAGUCCCACAGUUCCAUGGCCUCACAGUUCCAGGGCCCCGCCAUAUGGCCCUGUCACGCACUCCCACCCCUAGUGACUUGUACUGUACUGACCCCAGAGCAGUGUACUGCGACGGGCCUCUGCCUGGGCCCCGGGACUACUUGGAGCACCGCAGUCAACCCUUCACAACGCCCCCGGGUCCCACCCAAUUUUUCUACACGGAGGAACCUGAGGGCUACGCAGGCAGUUUUACCGCAAGCCCAGGCCUUCCCUUUGAUGGCUACUGCUCCAGGCCCUACUUGACCGAAGAGCACCCCAGACCCAGUCCAAGGCGUGGGGGAGGCUACUAUGCUGGGGAAGUACGCACCUUCCCAAUCCAGGAGCCCCCGUCCCGCUCCUACUACGGGGAGACACCUCGAGCCUACGGCCUGCCUUUCGUCCCCCGAUAUGUCCCAGAAGAGCCCCGGGCACACCCCAGUGCCCGCGCCUUCUACACAGAGGACUAUGGGAGGUUCCGUGAACGGGAAGCAAUGACUCGGACUUAUCCACAUCCCCGCAGCAGCCCAGCCUGGGCCGACUGGGGUCCGAGGCCUUACCGCACCCUUCAGGUGGCGCCUCCUCCGGCUCCUGGACCACUGCUGGCCUCAUGGCACGGCGGCACUGGCACAAGCCCACCCCGGCUGGCGACCGAUAGCCGCCACUACUCUCGAUCCUGGGACAACAUCCUGGCUCCCGGUCCUCGUCGUGAAGACCCUCUAGGACGUGGCCGCAGCUAUGAGAACCUGCUGGGCCGUGAGGUUCGGGAUACACGGGGUUCAUCCCCGGAAGGCCGGCGUCCACCAGUCGUAGUGAACCUGUCCACCUCACCCAGACGCUAUGCAGCACUGUCACUGUCUGAGACGUCGCUGACAGAAAAGGGCCGCGGUGGGGAAAGCCUGGGCCGCAACUGGUACAUCACGCCAGAGAUAACCAUCACCGACAACGACCUACGCUCAGCAGAGCGCCCCACUGCCAGGGGCUGGGAAUUGCCUAGAGGCGGACCGCGGCAGCCCGCACCCAGCGUCCCUGAGGGCCCUGCCUCCAGCCGCCAGCGCAGCCUCGAGCAGUUGGACGAGCUCAUCACCGACCUGGUCAUCGACUCACGGCCACCGGGCCAAGCCUCGGAACCUGCCCCCGAAGGUUUAGGCCGCCAACUGCGCCGCCUGCUGGAUUCACGGCCUGCGGGCCCUGGAGGAGCAACCACGCUGGCUCCGUCGCGCUCGCCCCCGGCCUCGGCUGGCAGCACCGAGGAGCCCACCGGCUCGGGCGAGGCAGCCGACGCUUCCCCGGAGCCCAGCGCCGACGAGGAUGACUUGAUGACCUGCUCCAACGCGCGCUGUCGGCGGACAGAGACCAUGUUCAACGCCUGCCUCUACUUCAAGUCAUGCCACAGCUGCUAUACCUACUACUGCUCGCGUCUGUGCCGCCGAGAGGACUGGGAUGCGCACAAAGCGCGUUGCGUGUAUGGCCGCGUGGGCAGCGUGUGCCGCCACGUGCUGCAGUUCUGCCGCGACAGCAGCCCAGUGCAUCGCGCCUUCUCGCGUAUAGCACGCGUCGGAUUCCUUUCGCGCGGCCGUGGCGUGCUGUUUUUGGGUUUCCCAAGCCCGGGCUCUGCAGACAACUUCCUACGCUUUGGCCUAGAAGGGCUACUGCUGUCGCCUACCUAUCUAUCACUGCGCGAGCUGGCUACACAUGCGGCGCCCCUGGGUAGCUACGCACGAGAACUGGCAGCUGCCGGGAGGCUCUACGAGCCCGCCGAGUGCUUCUUGCUCAGUGUGUCGGUGGCCGUGGGCCCCGGAGCUGCACCCCCGGGAGCCGCUGCCCGGCCAGCGCCGCGCAGCCCUGGGCCCACGGUGCGCAAGUUCGCCAAGGUGGCCCUGGCCGCCGGCAGCCCGACGCGGCCUCCUCCUGCGCGUGGCGGGGAGCCAGACAUGGAAACGCUGAUUCUAACGCCACCUCCAGGCACUGCGGGCCUGGACCAGGAGGGUGAGGCUGGCCGGCGCGCGCGUGAAGUGGCUUUCAUCCACAUCCAGCGUGAACUGCGACUGCGCGGCGUCUUCCUCCGCCAUGAGUAUCCACGCAUCUACGAGCAGCUCUGCGAGUUCGUCGAGGCUAACCGGCGCUUCACACCCACCACUAUCUACCCCACUGAUCGGCGCACUGGCCGCCCCUUCAUGUGCAUGAUCAUGGCUGCUUCCGAGCCGCGCGCACUGGACUGGGUAGCCAGUGCCAAUCUUCUAGAUGACAUCAUGUGAGCCAUGGGACUGCUAGGCCCAGGCCCUGACCAGAGCCCUGCCUACUCUAUUCCACCCUGCCUGAUCCAUCAAGACCACCCCCAGAAUCUGGACCAGCUGAUUCAGCGCCCCACCAUGUCUCCUGGAACCUCCCUUGGUCUACAAAUUCUCUGCCCUGAGCCCCACCCUCUCCAAAUCUCUAAUUUUGCCUAGGAGCCCACCCCUGCCCGUCCCCCGCCACCCUGUUUCCCAUCAUCCGCUUCUCUUCCUUCCUGUUCUCAACCAGACCACCCAGACCACAUCCAGGGCUCUCCCCAAGUCAGCCAGGAAGAGGGGGCUCCCCCAAGAGCCCGGUCCUCGCCCUCGGUGCUCCCCGCUGGGAGGUGGGGUGGGCCUGAGGACCACUGGGCUCUGCCUUCUAGUGGAAAGUUACUACUACACACACGCCAUGGGGACAAACUUGAUAUACGUGUGGGUGCUUGCAGAUCCAUCCCCUUUUCUCCUAGUCCCGAAGUUCGUGUUGAUCAAAGCCUAAUGCCCUUACUGUAAGCACUCCCCAACCCUCCUCCUGUGUCUGGGGUGUGACAGGCUAGGAGGCCUGGUUCCUGAGCCUCCUCCCUGUGCUAUUGAGGCAACGGGCAGGGCACUAUCCACUAACAGUGCUGCCUGUCCUGCGUUUCUUUUAGCUCUGAUCUGGGCCCUUGCAGGACCAGUUAGAAUCCUGGGGCAUCUUCAGGCCAAGGCGGAAGCCACCCAGCCAGAGGGGAGCCUGAGCAGGGGAAGGCGAGUGUGGAUGGUGGUAGGGCCAGAUUUAAAAUUUGCCUGGGUGAGGGUUUGUGCUCACCCACACCUACACAACAAGAUGGCCCUAAAGAUUCGCCUUCCAGAGAAGGUGGAGGCUCAGGUCUGAAUCUCCCAGGGAGGUGGGAAGUGUGUGUGUGCUGAUGAAGUAGCAGGGGACCCUACAGAAAGAGCACUACCUGCUGACUGACUUGGGAAUGAUUAAGGAACUGGGACUAUCCCUAAGUAGGAACUAACUGGGGUACAGGGUAGUGAGCCACCAGGUGUGACAGCCGUUAGGAAGCCGGUGCUAAGGCCUACCCUGAGUCCCAACCCUAUGCACUAAAGUGCCACAAUCUCGCCCUGGCUGAGCCCCAAGCUGAGCGGAGAAGCCAAAGCCUGAUGUGUUGUGGAGACCAUAGGCCUAGGCAGCCCUGGGCCGCUUGCCGGACCUCUGCAGCCUAACUGUACCCGGAUCUGCGCCUAGGGCUCCCUGGAGGGUGUGACCCAGAGAGGCUUGAGACCAGAAAUUGAACAGGCACCCUUAGGAGGUAGGGAAGGUCAAGAGCAAGAGCCUGGGACAACGCCCUGCGCGCACGCGCGCGCGGUGCGCGCAUGCGUCACUACCCCCUCCCGCGCCCUCGCGCGCUGUGUGGCCCCUCCCCACCCCAGGGACAGGCCAGAGCUCCCACCUUGGCCUGUCUUAGCACCUGCCCCGAUGCCGCUCUUGCAACUCUUGCUGUCGCGCCGCCUGCCGCCCUUCCCAGGGGCUCCACAUUCCUUCCUGCGGCAGGCUGUCAAGAACUGGCCCAUUUCCAAAAGGCCAGUAGUGCUUUCGAACCAAGUAAAAUAGAACUUGAAUGUA